Messenger RNA from Dermacentor silvarum, 639 nucleotides. RefSeq names its product essential MCU regulator, mitochondrial-like. The transcript has a single exon. Gene Ontology annotation, cellular component: uniplex complex; mitochondrial inner membrane. The record is from RefSeq and is a predicted model, not a curated record. Bases 40 to 330 code for a protein of 96 amino acids. Gene Ontology annotation, biological process: calcium import into the mitochondrion; mitochondrial calcium ion homeostasis. Lineage: Eukaryota; Metazoa; Arthropoda; Arachnida; Ixodida; Ixodidae.
UAGUUGACCACCGCCCACCGCCCCGCAAAAAAAUUUACCAUGGCGGCGGUCGUCAGAAAAUUCUUGAUUUCUUCGGCGCUACGCCUGCACAAGAGCGUCGCGCCGUCGCUGCCGAAAUCAGAACACGCCGUGCGACAAGUUCGUCACCGUGUUUGCUACAACUCCGGCGCCGUGAUGCCCGAACCGGAGCGGUCCAGCUUCGGCCUCCUGUGGGUGCUACUGACCGUGCUUCCCGGACUCUACGUCGGAGCUACCAUCAGCAAGGAAGGCGCCGCGUUCUUGGAAGAGAACGAUAUCUUCGUGCCCGACGAUGACGAUGACGACGGCUGAAAAAAAGCGAACUACGUUUAUAUCUUAUCGCAGAUCUGCGUUGUCGCGAAACGCCGCCGUUUUCUUGCGCCUUCACUCUCACGUAGUUGCCCUUCAGCGCGCCGUCGAGAAAUUCGACCAGCUCGCCAACACAAGCAGCUCUUCCCUCUUCAAACUAGUCCAGAUUCAAGCGGUGCGGACAUUUUUAAGACGAAUUCACGAAACUGUUAUCUGCACGGCUUACGUUACUACUGUAUAGCGUAGAAAAAUAGAAUUCAAGGUUUACGUACCUUACGUUCUCGUCUAAAUAAAAAAAGAAGAAAACACACA